Messenger RNA from Lampris incognitus (smalleye Pacific opah), 2354 nucleotides. It is a transcript of the gene trmt2a, whose product is annotated as tRNA methyltransferase 2 homolog A. The transcript is spliced from 12 exons. The coding region runs from base 219 to 2081 and encodes 620 amino acids. Lineage: Eukaryota; Metazoa; Chordata; Actinopteri; Lampriformes; Lampridae. Gene Ontology annotation, molecular function: RNA binding; RNA methyltransferase activity. Gene Ontology annotation, biological process: RNA processing. The record is from RefSeq and is a predicted model, not a curated record.
UUGUUACCGUGAAAAAUGUUGAUAGCGCACCAAUGAUUCUGAGUAUUAUAAAGUUUGGCGAAAACCAAAAUCAUAAUAGAAUUCACAUAUGGAUGAAAUACAAAACAGUGAAGAGGUGACAUAAGAUAGUCGACAAGAAUCCGUUGUAGUUCUUAUUUGCGGUGCGGAAGCGCUGCUGGCAUCCGGAGAAGACCCACACUCAAGUCAGUGACAGAAUUAUGACAGACGUUAUUGAUGCCCCAGUGGCUGGAACACCACUGUCAAAGGAGGAGGAGGAGGAGGAGAGGGCUGCUGACCAAACAGAUGAUGUGGAGGACAGCUUGAAAUCAGAACCCAGUGCAGAGGCAGCGGGCGAAGUGAGCUCUGACCCCAGUAAGUACCGCUACAUCAAAGGGGAUCUCUUCACUUCUGAGAUUUACAAAGUUGAAAUCCAGAAUCUGCCCAAGUUCAUCGGCUUCAAUGACCUCAAAAAGUUUCUGGCAAAACACGGUGUCAAUUCACAUAAGAUCAAGCUGUUCAGCAAGCAGACCUUUAGCUUUGUUACCUUCAAAAAUGAGGAAGAGCGGGACAAGGCCAUGAAGAUGGUGCACGGCAUGCAAUGGAAGGGCCAGGUGCUCAGUGUUAAGCUAGCCAAGCCCAAGGCAGACCCCAUCCUACGGAAGAGGAGGCAGGAGGAGGGUGACGGUGCAGGAGGGCAGCCCCCCUCCAAGCGACAGGAGGUAGAUGAAGAGCAGCAGCCCUUCAGUGUACAGAUAGCCAACGUUGUGACACCUCUGUGGAAUGUUGCCUAUGAGGAGCAGCUGAGGAGGAAAGAAAAGGAGGUCGAAGGUGUUCUGCAGAGAUUGGCUAAAGAAAUUGGCAGCACCAACAAAGCAAUGUUGCCUUGGCUGUUUGCGCAGAAAGGAAAAUAUAACAGAAUGUGUUGUCCUUUAGAAGCCAUUCGGCCAUCUCCUUCUCAGACCGAAUACAGAAACAAGUGUGAGUUCCUUAUUUCAAUGGGUGCAAAUGGGGAGGAUAAGACGAUUGGUUUCCGCCUGGGAAAAUAUAAAGGUGGCUCCUGUGCUGUGGUGGGACCUGCUGAGACGAUGCAUGUCUCUGCUGAGGCCAAGAGAGUGGUCAGCGAGUUUCAGAAGUUCAUCAGGACAACGCCGUAUUCAGUGUACAGCCCUGAAACAUAUGAAGGACACUGGAAACAGCUGACAGUACGCACCACGAGGACCAAACAAGCCAUGGCCAUGGUGUUCUUCAACCCACAGAAACUUGAGGAAGAGGAACUCAGUGCACUAAAAAGCUCUUUGGGCAAGUACUUCACAGAAGGAGAGGGGAAGGACAGCGGUGUGACCUCUUUGUACUUUGUUCGAGAGGGUCAAAGGACAUCCCCUAACCCGGAAGACCUGCCCUGUGAGCUGGUGGCUGGAGAGGGACACAUUUAUGAAGAACUGCUGGGUCUGAAAUUCAGAAUAUCCCCUCACUCCUUCUUCCAGGUGAACACAGGAGCUGCAGAGCUGCUGUACUCGGCUGUGGGGGAAUGGGCUCUGCUGAAUCAAGAGAGCACAGUGCUGGAUGUGUGCUGUGGGACAGGAACCAUUGGCAUCUCUCUGGCCAAGAGGGUAAAAAAGGUGAUUGGGAUCGAGCUCUGUCAGGAAGCAGUGGAAGAUGCUAAAGUCAAUGCUAAGCUCAAUGGGCUUAGUAACAUUGAAUUUCACUGUGGGAAGGCUGAAGAUGUGUUCCUCAAUGUUCUCAACGCUGUUGUGUCGCCCAACAUCACAGCCAUCGUGGACCCUCCAAGAGCAGGCCUACAUUCCAAGGUGAUCCUUGCCAUUAGGAGAGCAGAACAUUUAAAGAGGCUGGUUUAUGUGGCAUGCAAUGCCAAGGCAGCCAUGAAUAACUUUGUUGAUCUUUGCAGAGCACCGUCAAACAGGGUGCGUGGAGCCCCGUUCCGUCCAGUAAAAGCCAUGGCUGUGGAUCUCUUCCCACAAACCAUGCACGUCGAGAUGCUUCUGCUCCUUGAGAGGGUGGACUACAGCUCCAAGGAGACUAGUGACAAGCAAAAAGACUCCACCACAACAGAAACACAUUAGCCCGUUACCAACCCAGUAUAUCUUAAACAAGUAGACUAUUACGAGUCCUGAGUUAAGGGUUUAAUUCCCACAAAGGCUACUUGCUGGUGGUAGUACCACAGUAAACUUUUGGAUAAAAAAAUGUAAUAAGUUGAUUGCAUUCCUACCCUCAUUUAAUUUUUGUUCCCCCCUUUAACACUUUCACAGGGGCAGAUAUGGAUGUUAUGGAAAUAAUUGUAAAGGCUGUACUAAAGUUUGUCCAGAGCUAAAUUUCUGUACACUCGAGUGAAAUAA